GUCCUACUGCAUCGUCUGUGCAUGCAAUCGGACGGACGGGCACGGGCUCCUCAUCUCGCACUCGCACUCGCCCUCUGCAUGACUUGCAUGUGAAAAGGUUCAGCUGCAUGCAUGUAUUUAACAGGCAGAGAGACAGACAGGCAUCAUCGUCGUCAGCCUUGCCAAUUGCUUGCUUGAUUUCUUCGUUCUAUGGCUGCCCGCUCUGCUCUGCAACUCUAUAUGCUCUUCAUGAAUUAGUUACAGAUACUAGCUGCUAGCAAGCACGCGGUGAUCACGGUGAACUAUCGCCGCCGAAGCGGGAACUGAGGAAGAUGUUGGGGAGGACGGCUGGGCCAGGUGGUGGCGGAGUCUCGGAGCAGCGGCGGCGCGAGGCCGCGUUUGAUUUCGGCCGCCACACGGGCACCGUCGCCGCUCCGUCGCCGUCGUUGCCGCCGGCUCCCAUGGUGCCUCCGAAGCUGUUCUUGGCAGCAGCAGCAGCAGCAGGGAUGAGCGGCGUCGUCGUCUCCGGAGAGGAUGCGUUGUUCUCGCCGCCGCUGGAGCUAGCGGCGGCCGUCGUCGUGAUGGUGAGCCCCACCUCCACGCUGCAGGCACCGACCGGCAGCCCCACGUCGUCUCCGGCGGCCACGGCCGUUCCAUUCUCCCGUCGCGGGGUGAGGGCGACCUCAUCAUCAGCAGCAGCAGGCGGGGACGAUCGUCGUCGUCGUGGGUGCAAGAGCAGCAGCCGGAGCCGGAGCCAACGCCCCUGGGAGGCGAGGCCCGUCGGGGUCGGCCUCGCCGGCGCCCUGAUGAACGGCGACGCUGACGACGGCCUCCCACCCGCGGCGGCGACGGUGCUCACGAGUACAGGCCAGAGGAUCCGGCCGUGCCGGAGCUCCGCGUCGCCCGAAAGCACCGUCUUGUCGGCGAGGGAGGUGAUGGAAGCGUCGGAGGACUACACCCGCGUCAUCGCGCGCGGGCCGAACCCGAGGACGACGCACAUAUUCGACGACGGCGUCGUCGUGGUGGAGGACGAGUUCCUGCGGUGGUGCCAUGGCUGCAGCAAGGACCUGGGCCGGGGCAACGACAUCUUCAUGUACAGGGGGGAGAUGGCCUUCUGCAGCCACGAGUGCCGGUACCGCGAGAUGCUGCUUUUCGACGAACAAGAAGAAUCCAGCUGACGACGUACCAACCAAGGUGGUGGUGGUGGCAUUUUAAUUUCAGAAGAAGAAGAUCGAAGACGUGUAUGCUUGCCGCCCGCCGGAGGAGAAGACCCCGAUACUCCAUGCUGCAGCUGCACUAUAUACACUGCUUCUGCUUCAUUCGUUCUGCGUUCCUUGCCUUGGUACUAGUACUACUGCUAGAUAGGUUGCUGUUGCUCUUUAGGCCUCGUUUAGUUCACCUCGAAAACCAAAAAAUUUUCUAA
Messenger RNA from Sorghum bicolor (sorghum), 1402 nucleotides. Its product is annotated as protein MARD1. The transcript has 3 exons. The coding region runs from base 312 to 1157 and encodes 281 amino acids. NCBI's taxonomy places the organism in Eukaryota, Viridiplantae, Streptophyta, Magnoliopsida, Poales, Poaceae. The record is from RefSeq and is a predicted model, not a curated record.